CCAUAAGCGUUAGUAGCCUUUAGCUUGGGUCUAUGAGUCAGUGACUCUUUCCUUAUCUGUUCUUUGUCUUCUUAUCCUGUUGACGUUUUCUUAAUAAGCUUAUAGGAAAACUAGAGAGAAAACGAUCAGAUUUUCAUGAUGGCUGAUCAUUUUGGUACCAUUACGGUGAAAUGGGAUCCCAAAAACCUAGAGAUACGUACGAUGUCGGUAGAAAAAACAUUGGAGCCUUUAGUAUUACAGGUAACUACACUUGUAAAUACCAAAGGACCUAGCAAGAAAAAGAAGGGUAGGUCUAAAAGAGCUCAUGUUCUUGUUGCUGCAGUUGAGAAAGCGACUGAAAAUUUCAUUGAAAAAGGAGAAAUGAUAGCUUACGAAAAUCCUGACAUUAAACAAGAAAUGCUUUCUGCUGUCGAGGAAGUCCGCAAAACAGGAGAGGCCAUGAGUGCUGCUGCUAGAGAAUUUGCUGAUGACCCUUGUUCUUCUCUAAAGAGAGGGAAUAUGGUACGUGCUGCCAGGAACCUUCUUUCAGCAGUGACUAGACUUCUUAUACUUGCUGACAUGGUGGAUGUGCAUCUUCUGUUGAAAUCUCUCCGUGUCGUAGAAGAUGACUUGGAAAAGUUAAAAAAUGUGUCAAGCCAAAGUGAAUUAUUAGAAAACAUAAAAGAAUUUGGUCGCAAUGCAACUGAAUUAAUGUCUCAAGCCGCAAAAAGACAACUAGAACUGAAAGACACUCAGCUCAGAGAUGAUUUGGCCGCUGCCAGAGCUGUACUAAAAAAACACUCCACAAUGCUUUUGACUGCCUCAAAGGUUUAUGUUAGACAUCCAGAACUUGCUGCUGCCAAAGCAAACAGGGACUAUGUGUUCAAGCAGGUUUGUGAAGCAGUGAAUACAAUUAGUGAUGUAGCUCAAGGAAAGGGUCCUACGACUACAACCAACCCCUACGAAGGUCCAGGCGAACUUGCUGCAGCCCUCGAUGACUUUGAUGAGAGAAUGGUUAUGGAGCCACUAGCGUAUAGUGAAGUCAGGACAAGACCAUCUCUUGAAGAAAGGCUUGAAAGUAUCAUCAGUGGUGCUGCAUUAAUGGCCGAUUCUUCCUGCACUCGAGAUGAAAGAAGAGAAAGAAUUGUUGCGGAAUGUAAUGCUGUUAGACAGGCUUUACAGGACCUUUUAUCUGAGUAUAUGGCUAAUCAACUGCAAAUGCAGAGAGCUGGGAAAAGGAUGAGUGUGAAAGAGCAGAGUGAGGGUCUUGGGCGGGCUAUUGACCACAUGUGCCGUAAGACUAGAGACCUAAGAAGGCAGCUUCGCAAAGCAGUAGUUGAUCACGUAUCAGACAGCUUUCUAGAAACAAGUGUUCCCCUUCUUGUUCUUAUAGAGUCUGCCAGAGCAGGCAAUGAAAAAGAAGUUGAGGAGUAUGCGCUUGUUUUUACAGAGCAUGCGAACAAACUUGUUGAGGUAGCUAACCUUGCCUGCAGUAUGUCUGGAAAUGAAGAUGGCGUCAAGAUGGUUCGUUAUGCUGCAGCACAGAUUGAUGCGCUGUGCCCUCAAGUAAUCAAUGCUGCUCGCAUCCUUGCAGCAAGGCCCAGGUCAAAAGUGGCUCUUGAAAACAUGGAUGUUUUUAGAGAUGCUUGGGAAAAUCAAGUCCGUGUGUUAACAGAGGCUGUUGAUGACAUAACAACAAUUGAUGAUUUUCUAGCAGUUUCUGAAAAUCAUAUAUUGGAAGACGUAAAUAAAUGUGUUCUUGCAUUACAAGAAGGCGAUGGUGAUUCUUUAGACAGAACUGCUGGUGCUAUACGAGGAAGAAGUGCAAGGGUUGCAAACGUUGUUACUGCUGAAAUGGACAAUUAUGAACCUGGAAUUUACACUGAAAGGGUUUUAGAGGCUAUUAAAGUAUUAAGGGAUCAAGUGAUGCCAAAUUUUGCUCAAAGGGUUGAAGCAGCAGUGGAUGCACUUUCAUCAAAUCCGCCGAAAGAUGUUGAUGAGAAUGAAUUCAUUGAUGCCUCGAGGUUAGUCUAUGAUGGUGUGAGGGAAAUCCGCCGAGCUGUGCUUAUGAAUAGGACUUCGGAAGAGUUAGAUACAGAUACCGAAUUCGAACCUUAUGAAGAUUUGAUGAUUGAUAACAGGCCUAAGCAAACAAGCGUCCAAACUGUCGAUCAUGGUGUGGAUGAAUAUCCUGACAUCAGUGGAAUAACAACCGCCAGGGAAGCAAUGCGAAAGAUGACUGAAGAAGACAAACAGAAGAUAGCUCAGCAGGUCGAGUAUUUCCGCACUGAGAAACUUAAAUUUGAUCGAGAAGUGGCUAAGUGGGAUGAUACAGGGAAUGACAUCAUUGUACUCGCUAAGCACAUGUGCAUGAUUAUGAUGGAAAUGACAGAUUUUACAAGAGGACGUGGGCCUCUGAAAACAACAAUGGAUGUCAUUAACGCAGCCAAGAAGAUUUCUGAAGCUGGUACCAAACUCGACAAGCUGACAAGGCAAAUUGCAGAUCAAUGUCCAGAGUCUUCGACCAAAAAGGAUUUGUUGGCAUAUCUCCAGAGAAUAGCACUCUACUGCCACCAACUUAACAUUACGUCUAAGGUCAAAGCUGAUGUCCAAAACAUAAGUGGGGAAUUAAUUGUUUCGGGAUUGGACAGUGCAACAUCCUUAAUUCAAGCAGCUAAAAAUUUAAUGAAUGCAGUUGUUCUCACUGUUAAAUCCUCUUAUGUGGCAAGUACCAAAUAUCCACGACAAGGAACCGUAACAGAAAUAGCUGAGGCAGGUAUCUUAAACCGAGAUUCUGGAUCUUUUUAUUUUCCUGUUACUGAUUCUACUUCAAUUCUCUGCAACAUUGCCUUGUCACCGAUUGUGGUGUGGAAAAUGAAAGCACCAGAAAAGAAGCCACUUGUGCGACCUGAGAAGCCUGAGGAAGUAAAAGCCAAGGUGAGAAAAGGGUCACAGAAAAAGGUCCAGAACCCCAUCAAGGCACUGAGUGAAUUCCAGAGUCCUGCUGAAUCUGUUUAAUGUAAUGAAAUAGUGAAUUGUUGUACUCAAGAUGUACUGUUUCAGUUUUUUUUUUUAACAUAAACAAAUAUGUUUACACUCCCACUGCUUUUGCUUUGUCGUUAUCCUAAUUUUAAAAAUUGAUUCUUUCAGUGGUACAAGAUCUUUGAUUCAUUGUAAUCUUUUAUACCACCAACAUUUCUUAUGUACUUUAUUGUUGUAAAUUUUACAGUGGUAUUGUUUACUUUUAAAUUUCAAGACACAAAAUAUGAAUUGGCAACUUGUAAAAGAAUAAUUUCUGAUUUCCAAAAUUAAUGCAAGUGCAAAACAAGUUACCAGACGUAUUUAAAUGACAUAAUCGACUAAUGUAUCUUCUUUUAAUAUACAUGAAAAAUCCACAAAUAAUUA
Messenger RNA from Cimex lectularius (bed bug), 3384 nucleotides. It is a transcript of the gene alpha-Cat, whose product is annotated as catenin alpha. Lineage: Eukaryota; Metazoa; Arthropoda; Insecta; Hemiptera; Cimicidae. Bases 136 to 2997 code for a protein of 953 amino acids. Gene Ontology annotation, biological process: cell-cell adhesion; cell migration. The record is from RefSeq and is a predicted model, not a curated record. Gene Ontology annotation, molecular function: cadherin binding; actin filament binding; beta-catenin binding. Gene Ontology annotation, cellular component: adherens junction; catenin complex. The transcript is spliced from 19 exons.